This is a messenger RNA of Pelagomonas calceolata, 741 nucleotides long. Lineage: Eukaryota; Pelagophyceae; Pelagomonadales; Pelagomonadaceae. The record is from the annotation of a GenBank genome assembly.
GGCAACCAGUUUUUGUGCCGCAGCGAUUGGCACGCUGCAUUUUUGCGGUUAGGAUUCAUUUGUAACAUCGUAUUGCUGCGCUUGGAAGGUGUCGUUCAUCUCUUGCCGCGCAACACGCCCGCAGAGCACAGCAAAGCUCGCCCGGCGCGCAAUGGCGGCCCAAGCCGAAGCCGCCGAUGCGGCUCCUUAUGUAAUAUUCGAGACGUCGCUCGGCGCCUUCAGCGUCGAGCUCUACAGCCAGCACGCGCCCCAGUCGUGCAAGAACUUCCGCGAGCUGGCGCGGACGGGCUACUACGACAGCACGACGUUCCAUCGCGUCAUACGAGGCUUCAUGGCCCAGGGCGGCGACCCGACGGGCACCGGAAGAGGGGGCGAAUCUAUAUACGGCGGCAAAUUUAGGGACGAGAUCACUCGGGAACUGAAGCACGUCGGCGCGGGGGUCCUGGCGAUGGCCAACAGCGGGCCGCACACGAACGGGUCGCAGUUCUACAUCACGCUGGCGCCGGCGCCGUGGUUGGAUGGAAAACAUAGUAUUUUCGGGCGCAUCGCGUCGGGCAUGGGCGCCGUGCGCAAAUUAGGGAUGGUGCCCGUCGACGCCAAUGACAGGCCCUCUACUACAAUUACGGUGCGCCGCGCGUACCCGUCGAUGACCUCGGACCUGCCGCUGCCCGCGACGACGGCGGCCAUCGCUGCCGGGGCGCCGAUGGGGCUGCUGACGAGGUAGUAAGAGGCUUGGAUCUU